This is a messenger RNA of Phlebotomus papatasi, 1819 nucleotides long. RefSeq names its product F-actin-capping protein subunit alpha (gene cpa). Gene Ontology annotation, biological process: barbed-end actin filament capping; actin cytoskeleton organization. The transcript has 3 exons. Bases 247 to 1107 code for a protein of 286 amino acids. Gene Ontology annotation, molecular function: actin filament binding. Gene Ontology annotation, cellular component: actin cortical patch; F-actin capping protein complex. The record is from RefSeq and is a predicted model, not a curated record. NCBI's taxonomy places the organism in Eukaryota, Metazoa, Arthropoda, Insecta, Diptera, Psychodidae.
AAUUUGGGUGGGUCACUGUCACAGCCACAAUUCUACUACCGCCAACCCAUUCAAUACGUACGCGCUUUUGCAGAUUUAUUUUUUUCCACGAAUAUUUGCCAUUUUCACCACAUCACAAACCAAUAAAACGCAUGAUUUCAUACCAAUUGUCCAGCCAGUGUGCCCCUUGUUCAGCUGUGUGAAGAAAAUACCCCAAAUUCUGUGUGAUUUCUUGCAAGGUUCUUUCGCCCCAAGAUCUCUCCUGAGAUGGAUGAUGUUAUUAGUGAUCAAGAUAAAGUGAGAAUUGUGUCUGAUUUCAUACUUCACGCACCACCAGGUGAAUUCAAUGAGGUGUUCAAUGAUGUACGCGAAUUGCUGAAGAAUGAUGCCCUGCUGAAGGAAGGAGCUUCAGCGGCAUUUGCCCAAUACAACAAAGAUCAAUUGACGCCCGUGAGACUGGAGAAUGCCGAACAUCCCGGCCUUAUAACAGAAUUCAAUGAUUUGGGCGGUGGGCGUUUUUUCGAUCAGCGCUCAAAGCAGUCCUUCAGGUACGAUCACCUGAGAAAAGAGGCGUCCGACUAUGCAGCUCACGAAGUGGACAGUCUGUCGGAGUCAUGGCGUGCGGCGUUGGACGCCGAAGCGCUCAUCUAUACGGCCACGCAUUAUCGGCAUGGCAUUUGUUCCGUGUUCAGUCGCAGUCAGGGUGGUCAGGUGACCCUGACGCUGUGCAUUGAGGAUCAUCAGUUCCAGCCGAAGAACUACUGCAAUGGCCGAUGGCGUUCGCAGUGGACGGUGACAUUUGCUCCGGGUUCUGGGAGUGCUGCUGCUGAGCUCAAAGGUAUCCUUAAGGUGCAGGUGCACUACUAUGAGGACGGUAAUGUACAACUCGUGUCGUCGAAAGAAUGUCGCGAGUCGGUGAUUGCUACAAAUCCUACGGCUACUGCCAAAGAGAUUUGCCGGUUGAUCGAGGAGGCAGAGAAUGACUAUCAGACUGCCAUCUCGGAAAAUUACCAGACAAUGUCUGAUACCACAUUCAAGGCGCUUCGGCGUCAAUUGCCCGUGACAAGGACCAAAAUUGAUUGGUCCAAGAUCAUCUCCUAUCGAAUUGGCAAGGAGCUCACGCAAUAAUGUUGCCCAAUGCAUUUAAAACAAAAAGAAAAUAUAUUUCAAAUCAUGAUGAUUGAACAUUGUCCUCCCAAGCAAAAACAUCUCCUCGCCACAUUCAGUGAAUUUAUUCCCCAGAUUUUCCCUGUCCCUUCCUGAGAUGUCGCGCAAUCAAAACACACGAAUGGAAACGUAAAUGUCCUUAAUGGGAUUUUGCCCUGCAAAAAAAACCUCAAGGAAGAGGGAUAAUAAUUAAUAAAAUAGAUAAAAUCUUUCUUAGAUAAGAAUGAAGAAAUCAAUGAAUUAUUGAAGAAAAAAAAAGAAGAAAAGAAUUUUAGAGGAUGAUGAGAAAAAUGAACCUUAAAUCGAUUAGGGUGCUGAAUUGAAUAAGUCUUUUAUUUCUAAUUCUCCCUUAUCUAUCCUUCGAAACAAAAAAAAAAAACUUACAAAUUGAUAGGAUUCCCAGAAUUUGCAUUCUUUUCAUGUCAAUUGCCAUUCUUUUUUUUCUGGUUCUUUUACAAUAAAAUCCUGAUAGCUAAAUGAUAAGCACGAGAUUUAGAGAGAAACAUGAUAAGAGAUCCCUUCGCUUUUUGUAAUCUUGUGUCUUCGGCAAUCAAUAUGAUUUUUUUUUAGAAACUACUCUACUUCGAAAUUUUGUUAUGACAUAACAUUUUUAUAAAUAAUUAUUACAACUUAUAUACAAUAAAUAAAUAAAUAUCAAAAAUUGUUUAAGAAA